CAGGUCAAACACACACAUACAGGUCAAUCACACACACAUACAGGUCAAACACACACAUACAUGUCAAUCACACACACAUACAGGUCAAUCACACACAUACAGGUCAAACACACAUACAUGUCAAUCACACACACACAUACACAAAUACAGGUCAAACACACACAUACAUGUCAAUCACACACACACACACAUAUAGGUCAAUCACACACACACACACACACACACAUACAGGUCAAUCACACACACAUACAGGUCAAUCACACACACAUACAGGUCAAUCACACACACAUAAUACAGGUCAAUCACACACAUACACACAUAUACAGGUCAAUCACACACACACAUACUCACACAUACAGUUCAAUCACACACAUACAUACACAUGCAGGUCAAUCACACACACAUACAGGUCAAACACACACAUACAUGUCAAUCACACACAUGCACACACAUACAGGUCAAUCACACACACACACACAGGUCAAUCACAUACACACAAGUCAAUCACACACAUACACACACAUACAGGUCAAUCUCGCACACACACACAUAGAGGUCAAUCACACACACAUACACACACAUACAGGUCAAUCACACACAUACACACACAUACAGGUCAAUCAUACACACACAAGUCAAUCACACACAUACAGAUCAAUCACACACACACACACAUACAGGUCAAUCACACACACAUACAGGUCAAUCACACACACAUAGAGGUCAAUCACACACAUACACACAAAUUCAGAUCAAUCACAUACACCAACACACACACACACACACACACACACACACACACACACACACACACAUACAGGUCAAUCACACACAUACACACACAUACAGGUCAAUCACACACACACACACACACACACACACACACACACACACACAUACAGGUCAAUCACACACAUACUGUACACACACACAUACAGGUCAAUCACACACAUACACACACACAUACAGGUCAAUCACACACACACACAUACAGGUCAAUCUACACGCUACUGAGUUUUGUAUUUUUGUAUGCACAUCUUUUGGGGAGUGUCAUUUUGUGCAAAGAGAGUUAAAGCAAUGUUUACUGCUUUUAAAGGUAUGUUUCUAAGCACUUUAUUUUGUAUAAACACCCGCUAUGUUCGGAAAAGUUGCUGUUAAAUCUGACGAACGCUACCUUCAAAUACAAACCCCUUUAAGACUGAACACUUAAUGUCACGUGACUCAAAUGUUUUUAAGUGCAGAAUUAAUUUGCUUACGCAGAAUGUUCAUUUGUUCUGUUGUGAAGAACGAAAAAAAAACAGUUUCUAUUUGCACAUAUUCUAAACUAGGCCUGAAGCAAUAUGCCUACAAUAAAUCCAAUAACGCACUGCUGAGAUUGACUCCUAAUUUUGAAUCAUUAGGUACGAAGACGUAAAACUCGACCUGAUUCAAAAGUCAAGUUGAAAUUAUAUUUACCUCUUUAUAGUAUUAAAAAAUGCCUAAUAAUAUAAAAAAGUUAAUAUUUUCAUGAAUUACUUUUAAUGGAGUGAUUGGGUCAGUGAAGAUAUAUUGUUUCAGGCCUUUUCUGAAUCAGUAAAUAAAGCUACUGCUGUUGCUAACUUAAUUCUGAAAUAUUUCUGUUCACUUUAAUGUCGAAUUUAAUUCUUUGCUUUAUUUAAGCAUGGAUUAAGUGACUAAUUUAAUAUUUAAUUUUGUACAUCAUGCUGUAAUCAAUGUAUUUGCCACUGUCACUUUGUUUCCUGCAGAAUAUAAGAUGAAUUUUGUGUACUACAUUGCGUAAUAAACAGAUUUUGGCUCACA
Messenger RNA from Tachysurus vachellii, 1800 nucleotides. RefSeq lists its product as uncharacterized. The transcript has 2 exons. The record is from RefSeq and is a predicted model, not a curated record. Lineage: Eukaryota; Metazoa; Chordata; Actinopteri; Siluriformes; Bagridae. Bases 168 to 1073 code for a protein of 301 amino acids.